Molecule: messenger RNA, 3003 nt
Organism: Rotaria sp. Silwood1
Lineage: Eukaryota; Metazoa; Rotifera; Eurotatoria; Philodinida; Philodinidae
Source: the annotation of a GenBank genome assembly
AUGAACUCAACAACACGUGUUCAAACAGCAGCUACAAUGUUGUUACACAAGAAUUCUGUAGAUUGUAAUAAAAAUGAAAAUAAGAAUGGUGAAACACUCUCUUAUGACUUCCUACAGUCGAAUCAGAAUCAUGGUUCGAUGAAAACUGAUAAAUCAAUAUUGUCACCAAUGUUAAAACCAAACAACACAUAUGAUAAAGAUGCAUCAUCAUCAACAACAAGUAAAAACACAAACAGUUUCUAUUUAAUUCAUCAUCAAUCAUCUUUAAUUCCUAUUCAAGAUUUAUUAAAUAAAAAUAUUAAUACAAAUAUUGAAAUUAUACAAAUGGAUGAACAAGAAUGUAUAUUGGAAAUAGUCGAUGGAGUUUUAACACUUGUACCUAAAGAUAAAUCAACAUCAUCAACAAGCAAUAGUUAUGGAGAAAAAUCUGAAGAACAACGAAAAAAUUCCAUUGAUUAUCAAAGAAAUAAUAAUUAUGAUUCUUCGAAACGCAAAGAAUGUUCAUUAUCAAUAGCAUCAUCGAUUUCUACACCAUCUAUAUCAGAACAUGAACAAGAACAGGAUCAAGAACAGGAUCAAGAACAAGAAGAAGAAGAAGAAGAAGAAGAAGAAGAAGAAGAAGAACAAGAACAAGAGCAAGUACAAGAACGUGAUGAAAUAACAUCAUCAUCCCGAUUAUCAUGGAAUCAAGAAGAAGCUCAAGGACCAUUUAUACUUCUACGUGAUAUUCCACCAAAAUCUCCUCCUCUUCCAUCACAAUCUGAACAAUCUGUUGAUUUACUUGAUUUAUUUUCUACUCCAUUGGUACCAAUAUCAAAUUCCAAUACUUAUAACAAUGAAAAAAAUACGAAAAAUUUACUUGAUGAUAGUUUAUCAUCUGUUUCAUCGUAUGAAAAUAAUAAUAAUAAUAAUAAUUCAAGUUCUGAUUCAUUUGAAAGAAAAAAGCUACGUUCAUCAUCACCGAUACAAAACCAAUCAAAGUCUUCAUCAUCAACAUCAUCAUCAUCUACAUCAAUCAAAGACGAUAUUCCUCCAGUGUCAUCAUCAAAUCAAAAUUCUGUUCUAAUUGAACUAGUUCAAACAGUUGAAAAACCUGAAUUAAUCGACGAAACAGAAAUAAAUUAUCCAAUACCCAAAACUGAACCACCACCAGCGGCUAAGCCAAUAAAUAGAGCUCGUAUAAACGAAUUUGCAUCUCUUCUAUCAUCAUCUGUUCAUUUGGCUCCACCACAAGCAAUUAAAAAACCAGAAACACCUAAAAUCAUUACAACUGUAAAUCGACCACCACCACCAUCAUCACCUUCACGUUCUGAAGAUCAAAGUUUUUCUUCAAUUCCGUCAGUAAAUAGUGAUCGAGACGAACGUGAAUCAUAUCAUACAGUGAAAUCAAAUAAUAAUUCAGAACAAGAACAAAUAAAAAAACACAUUGAUGCACGUUAUAACGAAAAAGUUGACGACCGAAAUUCCAUACAAAUAAAUACAUCAAAUAUAAAAGCAUUGUUUGAACAAAAAAUUUCUGAUACAAAUAAAGCAUUAACACAAUCAAGUGAACAUUUAUUACAUUUGAGUGAAGCGAGGCAACACCAUAAAAAAGUACCAAUCAGUUACGGAAGUUUAAAACGUAAUUUGCCGACCAAUCCUCAACAAACAACACCAAUACCUAAUCGACGACAGUCACAGCAAGAAUUUUCAACUAUGAAUAGAUAUACAGAUCAUAUUGUUGGAACAAAAGAUGUUGUCAUUGAAGAUAAACAGCCUGAACAUGGUCAUCAAACUCUACAUUAUGUCAGUAAUAUACGUCGUAAUAAUACGGAAGAAAUAAUUCGUCCUGGAAUUGAUUCUUUAACAACAUCACCAGUUUCAAUACCAAAUGGUUACUAUUCAGAAUCUUUAAUAGCUCGUGAAAUUCGUGAAACAAAAGAAAAAGAAGAAGAAUUACGACGACAACGUAAACAAUGUGGUCUUACUGAAGAUUUAUCAUCUUUAAUAAUGAUAUCAAAUAAUGAUUCAAACAAAUCUGAUUCAUCAACAUCAACAAAACAACCAGUUAAAAGUAGUUCAUUCUUAUCAAAUUUAGAUUUUUUUACAUCAAAAACAAAUAAUACAUCAAAUGAAUUACCAUCACCACGUCGUUCAACAAUAGCAAUACAAAAUAUUACUUAUGAUUCUCAUGCAUCAGCAGCAUCAUCAAAUGAUGAUCGUAAACAAAUUUCUAAUGUUGUUUCACAAGAAUUAAAUCGUUUUAAUAAUAGUGGUGUACCUAUUAUUCGUACAAGUUCAACAAAUAAUUUAAUUCAUCGUUCAUCAUCAAAUCAAAAUAUGCAAUCAGCACAAAAUACAAAUAAUAUAAUUCAACGUGAAAUUGAAGCUAUACGUGCUAAAGAAGCUGAAUUACGUCAAUUAGGUCGAAUACAACAUACAAGUGAUGAACAUUCUGAUCCAAGAAAAUAUCAAGAAUUAGUUUCAACUUUACCAAAAAGUCAAUCUGUUAAUACACUUUCAACAGGAAAAGUAAGAAGAGAUAGUGGACGAUCAACUGGGCCUUUGAUUGCAUCAUCCAAUGGAGUUUUAAAACCAAAAUCAACAAAUAAUACUUCAACAGCUUCAUCAAUACGUGGUAAAUUUCCAAGUCCAAAUCCUACAGCACCUAUUAUUAGCUCAUCAAAUAAAUCAACUGAUUAUUCAAAAUUAUCAACAACCGAUCGACUUGAAUUAGAAAAACGUGAAUGUCAAGAAAGAGAACAAGAAUUAAGAAAACAACGUCAUUCAAUAACUGGUGCUACAUCAUUCGUUAAUCCAACAGUGAGUAAUGAUUCAGGAAAGGUAUUACAAGAUGAACAUGAAGAAGAUCAAGAACGUUAUUUUGAUAAAAUAGAACGAUUAAAACGAACAGAAAACGAAAAAGCUCAUGCCCCAAUAAUUCGUCCAGCAAAAAAAUUAGAUAUGUCACAAAAAUGGGAACAAAUGAUGGCGAAUAAAACAUCUGGUGAUAAUGAUGAUUAA